AUGCUCAUAGCCAAGCUUCAACACAAGAAUCUUGUUAGACUUUUGGGUUGUUGCAUUGAACGAGAUGAAAAGAUAUUAGUUUACGAGUAUAUGCCCAAUAAAAACUUGGAUUUCUUCCUCUUUGAUGAAAAGAAGCGCAUGAUAUUAGAUUGGAGGACUUGUGUUGGAGUCAUUGAAGGAAUUGCUCAAAGACUUCUUUAUCUUCAUCAGUAUUCCAGGUCAAGGAUUAUUCACAAGGACUUAAAGCCUAACAAUAUUUUGUUGGACAUUGAUAUGAAUCCCAAAAUAUUAGAUUUCGGAAUGGCAAGAAUAUUUGGAGGAAAUGAAUCACAAGCAAAUACAAAUAGGAUUGUUGGCACUUAUGGUUAUAUGUCUCUUGAAUAUGCUUUGAAAGGUCUAUUUUCAAUCAAAUCCGAUGUCUUUAGUUUUGGCGUCUUAUUGCUAGAGAUUGUAAGUGGCAAGAAGAAUACGGGUUUUUAUCAAAGUUACUGGCUCCAUCUUAUUGGAUAUGCAUGGGAAUUAUGGACAAAUGAUAGGGGAUCCGACUUCGUGGAUCCACUACUUAAUGAUAUAUCCUCUAUGCAGAUGGUAUUGAGACAUGUUAACAUAGCUCUGCUUUGUCUUCAAGCAAGUGUAGCGGAUAGGCUUACUAUGUCUGAUGUUGUCGCAAUGCUUAGCAAUGAAACUACAGUUCUACCUUAUCCCAAGGAACCUGCUUUCUUGAAUGUGAAUGGUAUGGCGAUGGCAAACUCAAUUAACAGUAGGUCACAAAUAUGUUCUCUGAAUGGUGCAACUGUUUCAAUUAUGGAAGGCCGAUAA
Messenger RNA from Corylus avellana, 819 nucleotides. NCBI's taxonomy places the organism in Eukaryota, Viridiplantae, Streptophyta, Magnoliopsida, Fagales, Betulaceae. The record is from RefSeq and is a predicted model, not a curated record.